AUGAAAUAUUGGGAUACUAUUGAUGUUAGUUUAUUUAAUUCUUCACUUGGAAAAUUAACAACAGAAUUAUCCUUAUAUAAAGAUGUACUCACUUUAAAAUACCCAUGUGUAUCGUCAAAAUGCACUCCAUAUGUUGUAAAAAUCUCUCCAGGGAGCUACAAGUUUUGGUUGUAUGGUGCAAGUGGAGGGUAUCUAUCAAGUGAUCUUAGCAAAGGGGGUCGUGGAGCAUACACCAGUGGUAUUCUUUCGAGUGCUUCGGACCUAACUCUAUAUAUUUAUUUAGGUGAGCAAGGAAAAAUUAAUGCCUCAAAUGGGUAUAAUGGUGGAGGAAAUGGUACGAUACAUUUAGAAGAUAGUAAUACUCAAGGCGGUUCUGGUGGCGGUGCGAGCGAUAUUAGACUCAUACCAGGAAGCUGGGAUGAUUUUGACUCAUUGAAAUCCCGUAUAAUGGUAUCGGGUGGAGGCGCAGGUUCUCAAUUUUAUAAUCAAUUAAUAAAAGGCGGAAAUAGCGGAUUAAAUGGAAGUGAUGGAACCCAAUAUGGAAUAGAAUGUUCAGAUCCUAGUAUAGUUCUCACAAAUGCUCUUGGUGGAAAGCAAACAUCAGGGGGACAAGGGGGAAUUUCAUAUGAAUUUAUCGAUAUGAAUGGUCAAAACGGCGGUUUUGGAUUUGGUGGAAAUGCAUGCAAUGCUAAGUAUGGAUCGGGUGGGGGAAGCGGAUAUUAUGGCGGUGGAGGAGCAAGUGAAAAAGGAUGCACUGUAGGAAGUGGUGCUGGCGGUUCAUCAUUUGUUUCUGGUCAUCCAGAAUGCGAUGCAAUAACUAAAGAAUACUCAAAAGAAAAUCCUAUUCAUUCUCACCAACCAAUCCAUCAUUCUGGAUUUAAAUUUCAAAGGCCAUUAAUAGUUAAUGGAGAAUCAGUUCUCUACUUUGGUCAUGGAAAAUGUGAAAUUGAAUAUUUAGGGCCAUUUCACACUUGCAUAUUUACAUUCACUGCAAAUAAUUAUUUUAUAUCUUUUCUAUUAAAAUCAUUUUUAAUUUUUAUCUAUGAUUAG
Messenger RNA from Trichomonas vaginalis G3, 1050 nucleotides. RefSeq names its product glycine-rich protein family. The transcript has a single exon. The coding region runs from base 1 to 1050 and encodes 349 amino acids. NCBI's taxonomy places the organism in Eukaryota, Parabasalia, Trichomonadida, Trichomonadidae. The record is from RefSeq and is a predicted model, not a curated record.